GGUGAUGCCACUGAUGGGUUCAAAGUCGGACGAUGUAGUGUAGUUUACCGGCGUGGUGUAAAUUUCCGAUGGGCCAAUGUCAAUGAAUACUGGUGCUGCAGUUUCCUGUGCACAUUACGGAGGUGAGGAGUGUUGGGUAGUGCGAGGUAUUCUUUGCCUUUGCCAGUGCCAGUGGAUGUAGUAUAAUAUUUUAGAGGAGACGGACUCUGGCAAUCUACACACAACCCUGUGCUUGCUGGGUUAGGUGUUGUGAAAUGUUAGCAAGGCUUCCAGAGCUGAAAUAUCCCGCCAAGAAACCAGACACUCAUUAAGUGCCGUGAGGCGUGUUACGCAUUGCCACAGUGGUGUUGAGGUGAUCACAGUUAUAUGCAUCGCGGGAAAUCCAUUGGAAUUCCUUACUUCUUAUCACCGCAGCCAUUUGCUCAUCUUUCCCGUAGUCUUCAGUGAUGUCCUCCGUUCGCCUCUCCACCGACGGCAAGUUAGGUCGGCGUAUGAGUAACGGUUCUGCUAGUGUACGCUCAACAGGAUCAACAGGCAGUAACAAUAGCAAGGGCACAUCAAACUCACUGCGCGACACAUGGCAAAGGAGACCUCGUCUCGCCAUCCCGUUCGAUAGGCAGAGAUCGAGCCAGGACAUCUGCGAGGGAGAAACGAGUUUUGAUCUGUCCGAGCCAGUGCCGGAUGACGAUACAAACAGUGAUGAUGUGGAUGUCCACCUCGUUCGUAUAUUCCUAAAGGAUGAGUCCUAUCGCACUGUUCGCUUCACUGACAACUGGAAAUGCGGCCACAUUCUCAACAACAUGUGGAGGCGUAUGGAGCAGCUACCAGGAGAGCGACCUGACUUCAUGCUUUACAUGAUCUACAGGAAGGGAGGUGCACGCUUUGUGAAAGACAGCGAAUCGUCCAUUGUCUUGUUGGGCGAUGAACUGAUUGAAGUGGAGAAGAUCUACCUCCGCCACAAAGAGGAUCGGACUGGCGUAAAACGAGUGUCGCUUGACAAUGGCGGAAAGGGAGAACUUGUCCUAAAACAAGGUGGCAUUUAUGGAACUGUCAGAGGGACAUCUGCUGCACCGAACCCAUAUGCUGAAGCCAUGGGUGGUAGCCGGACAGUCAGCAUACUAAAGCCGGAGGCGGUGCAGUCUCGCAACUUUGCUCUAGCAUUUAGUCAGGCAUGGGAGAAAGGAACUGAACUAGAGCAGCUGGGUGCUGAGAACCCGCUGGUGUAUUCAAGUAUCAGCAACGGUGACACAUACUUCAUCAACAGCAGCAACCGAUGUCCAGAUGAUUUCUUUGAAUAGACCCAAUCACGCAAACUUUGGUGCUUUGUAACGGGUUAACCAUGCUGUACUGUCGUACUGCUGCAAGGAUAGCAAGGAUAGGCCGCUAAUGCUACAAUUGCCUUGAGAUGAAACUGGCUGUGACAGUGACCAAGACCUAGGUUUGACAACUAGAAGGAAAAGAGGAGGAAAAACCGGACUCGAAGGACUGCAGUGCAGUGGCGCAGAAGCGUCGGAUGAGAAUGAUGGAGUACAUGCCAUGCAGGCGACAGCAUCAGCUCAAGUUCUGAUUGGAUUUACCAAACACUUCUCGACAUGCUGGUCAUUUUGAACUCUUGUGUGAUUGCAUCAUAUCCUUCUCAUCCGCCAAUUGCAAGCUUCUAAUAUCUUGAUGUAAAUCGACAAGCCUGCUAUUUAAAAUUCGCCUUCAAUUUUAGGCUAACGGAUAUUUUGAUCAAGAACACUAUAGUGCCGCUCCAGAGAAAGUAGGUUUAAGUCUAACCCAUUUCCAUUCCAGUUUAACUAGGUAACCCAUUCCCAUACCAGUUACCAUGGUUACACCCCUUGACUGUCUCUCGCCGGUUACUGCUCGGUAAUCACCGCUACCCUUGUCCCCAGGUAAUACGGGAACGCCGCAGUGCGAUGAUAGAAUUGUAAUUUCACAACUUGCUGAUAUUGUCAAGAGCAAGGGCGUAUACAUAACUAUACAUACAUACAUACAUAGCUAUUUUAUUUGCGCAUUUUGCGCUGCUCUACGAUCUUCUCUACUGUACUUUAAAAUUCAUCGUCCUCAAAUGCUCCUUUUGCUCUUGCCUCUAUUCCAUCUUCAAGGCUUGAAGGCUUGAGAAGGCUGGAAAGCAGUCUCGAGGAUAACUUUCAUAAUGUUACUGUUGAACAAUUGGAUGUGUGUCCUCCUCUAACUGUGAUACCAGAUAGCAUUCAGUUACUAGUGCAUUGGUCAUCACAGAAACCAAACCCUUUCACUGAUCAUGAUACAGAAGUUCCUGAUUGGUUGUCCUCA
This is a messenger RNA of Sycon ciliatum, 2298 nucleotides long. RefSeq lists its product as uncharacterized. Bases 447 to 1298 code for a protein of 283 amino acids. Lineage: Eukaryota; Metazoa; Porifera; Calcarea; Leucosolenida; Sycettidae. The record is from RefSeq and is a predicted model, not a curated record. The transcript has 7 exons.